CCCUGGCUUUAGUCGGAAUUGCCAGGCAUGCGGAUCAGGCUGCAGGGCUCUGGCCACACGGGCCGUCUCCUCUCAGAGCUCAACCGCUGCCGUCUGUCUCGCCUCCUGUGCGACGUCGUCCUCCAGGUCGGAGGCCGUUCCUUCCCUGCUCAUCGUGUGGUGUUGGCAUGCUCUUGCAGGCACUUUAACAGCCUCUUCUCCAGAGGUUCUGGCAACCAGGGUGCUGUUCCCACCACUUUCUCUCUGGACUUUGUCUCUGCCGCCAAUUUCGAGAAGGUCUUGACUUUUAUCUACACGGGUGAGAUUUUCACAGACUUGAUCGAUGUGGGUGUGCUGUAUGAGUUGGCGGAAAGGCUUGGUGUGAGGGAGUUGGUGAACGCUUGCCAUACCACCUUUCCUGACCUGCAGAACUCCAGCUCUGGAGACGCGGUUGCCGAAGGGGAUUUGGAAAGCGAUUUGGUGUCGGCCAAUGCCGCGGCUGCGUCUGUUUGCUCGUCCUCUGCAGCAUCCUGCUCCUCGUUGUCUUCUUCAGCCGCUCCCACUCCUGUAACUCCAUCUCCGGUUUCUCAAGGCAGGAACGGCAGGUUGAAUCGCUCCCACUUGGCCACCCAAUCGCCAAAAAAUGAAGACUUGCAGGUACAUUUGGGUUACAAUCAACAGUUGACCAACAAGGCAAGUCCUUCGGACAGGAACCGUUCUACAGAUGCUCUUCCUGGACUGACUUUGCAGCUCAAGACUGAGCAGGAGGAUGAAGGAGAAGAUGCAGGAAGUAACUCAGUGGACCAGCUUGUUGUUAAUGGUAGCAAAUCAACGUUUGGGCCUCAGGAACCAUGUUCCGUCCCUGAUUCUUCAGCCCAGCUUGGAGGGGAAACCUGCGCCCCUUCGUCGUCCUCUAAUGACCCCUUGGACAGUUUGCAGCUGGGGGCCGUUGUGGGACCAAUCAAAGAUUCAGAUUUUUUUGAGGAAGAUGAUUCUAGGAAGAGGCACCGACUACAGGAAGAGCAGACGGAGGGCAGCGAUCAGUGGGGAGGACUUUCAGAAGACAUCAUUGAGCUGAGCGACGAGGAGGAGCACUUCAUUGUGGAGGAAGUGGACGACGAGGACUUGAUGUGCAUCGAGAAUGGAGAAAACGGGGCGUCUCUCAGGCAGCUGGCGUCAUCGCAGCCGUGCAAAUCCUGCGGGAUGCUACUUCCGGUGGAAAACGCUGUUAUACGAACUCAUGCUGAGACGCACCUCUCGGAAACGGGUUUGUGUCAGGUGUGUGGCGCCUCUUUCUCAGACCGAGCUGCUGCUGUCGCUCACGCCCUCACACAUGUGGGCAUCUUGCUCUUCUCCUGCGAUGUUUGUGAACAUCAGUUUCGGACUGAAUCUGCACUGAUUCACCACAGGCGUCAGUCAGCUGCCAAGUGCGCCUCUCAAAAUCCAGACCAACUGAACGGAGCCUCCCAACGACAAGGAGGGGAACUGCAGUGCACCAUCUGUGCU
Molecule: messenger RNA, 1485 nt
Organism: Sinocyclocheilus grahami
Lineage: Eukaryota; Metazoa; Chordata; Actinopteri; Cypriniformes; Cyprinidae
Product: zinc finger and BTB domain-containing protein 39-like
Exons: 1
Biological process (GO): regulation of transcription by RNA polymerase II
Molecular function (GO): RNA polymerase II cis-regulatory region sequence-specific DNA binding; DNA-binding transcription factor activity, RNA polymerase II-specific; protein binding
Source: RefSeq, a predicted model, not a curated record